CCGAGCAAAUCAAGCUAUUGAAGACCACCCUGACAAGCGGUCCGUAGUCGGUCAUAGGUAUCUGUCAGUUCCCGUAUACUAACCACACCUCUUCUUCAAAUAGUCCACAAGACCAGUAACACGUGUUAGCUGAUGGUAGCCACCGACAUCGUUUGUAAGGAAGUCAGAAUUGUAGAGUGGACUUUGGAGCAAAAUAUGCAGCAAAACUAUGAUUUUUCUAGUUAUUUUAGACCCAGCAUUAUAAUGUUGAAAAUAUUCGGAUUUUGGAGGCCCGAGAGAAAUAUGAAAUUCAAGGGAAUAUACAACUGCUACACGGCACUCUGUUCCUUAAUUUGGAUGGCAUUUUUAUUAUCGCAAAUAAUCUACAUUAUUAAUAAUUGGAAUGAUGUCCAAGAAGUUACAGCUGCUUUAUCCGUAACAGUGACAUUCACCAUUAUCUUGAUACAAAUGAUGUUCUUUUACAAGAACACGAAUUACUUGAAAAUACUAAUAAAAGAAAUGAAUAGACCCCUAUUUCAGGUGAAAUGCCAAAAACAUUAUCAUAUUGCUAAAAAUACCGAAAGGAUGUAUAAAUUAAUGUUUAAAUCUUGUCUUUACUUGUCAGUACUAACUGAUGUCUUAGUUACAGUUGUACCAUUGAUGGGGAAGGAAAAGAAAUCUUCGAUAAAAGGAUGGUUCCCGUACGACUAUACUAAGCCUUUGUACUUUAUUUUAACCUAUAUAUUCCAAAAUUUAGUUUUUAUAUGGAACACAUUCGUAAACUUGAGUAUUUUUAUGAUAAUUUUAGCUUUGUUGAUUCAAGUUGGGCUGCAGUGUGAUCUGCUUUGCUGUACGUUAGAUUCUUUGGACGAUUUCUGUACGAAAGAUAAUGUCCUGUAUGAAAUCGGUUUGGAGGAUAAGUUAAAAUUGAGGAAAGAUAGAGAAAGAUUUUCGGAAGAAAUGACAAAAAAUUUGGUGAUAUGCGUAGAGCUUCAUAGGCAAGUCAUAAGGGUUAUCAAGGAUGUAGAACGAAUUAAUGGAACCGGUAUAUUUAUUCUUUUUGUUGGAGGAGGACUGAUUUUGUGUUCUUCCUUAUUCUCAGUAUCUGUUGUUAAGAUUGGAAGCUUAGAAUUCAUCAUGCUACUAUUUUAUUUAAUCUGCAUGCUUAUCGAACAAUUCUUUUAUUGUUGGUUCGGCAAUGAAAUAAUAUUCAAGAGUUCUUUAAUUCUACAAUCGGCUUUCAAUACACCUUGGGUAAGCUGUAACGUCAAGUUUCAGAAAAUCCUGUUGGUAUUCAUGCUGAAAACUUCUAAACCGAUCAGUAUACUCACUGGAGGACUAUUCACAAUGUCUGUGCCGGUUUUCGUAUCAAUACUGCGAACGACUUACUCUUACUUUACCCUGCUCAAGAAUAUUCAGUAAAACCGUGUGAUUGACUGGAAAUGUAUCUCAUCAAUGUAAAUGUCAACAAAGAAAAACGUAAUUUCAUUUCGACUUAUAGUAGCACGCUUUACUAUCUGCAAAUACUUCACAUUAUUUUACAUUGUUUCAGUGAAUUAACGAGUGCUAAAAUAGACUGAUAUAAUGCAAUUUUAGUUGUAGUUUUAUUGUAUUACUUAAAUAAAUUAG
Anoplophora glabripennis (Asian longhorned beetle) is the source of this 1608-nucleotide messenger RNA. Its product is annotated as odorant receptor 43a-like. Gene Ontology annotation, cellular component: plasma membrane. The record is from RefSeq and is a predicted model, not a curated record. Gene Ontology annotation, molecular function: odorant binding; olfactory receptor activity. Lineage: Eukaryota; Metazoa; Arthropoda; Insecta; Coleoptera; Cerambycidae. Gene Ontology annotation, biological process: sensory perception of smell; detection of chemical stimulus involved in sensory perception of smell. The transcript is spliced from 5 exons. Bases 133 to 1401 code for a protein of 422 amino acids.